UAUAGUUUACUCGUUUUAGUGAGUAGGGUUAUUACUGCAGAAACAACUAUUAUCUUUCGUAUCACUGUUGUUCUACUAAAAGUGCUCUACAGAUAGGUCCGAAGAAUCAAGAUGGCUGACGAGUCAAAAUUACCAACGGUUUUCAGAAAAAAACUUCCCGAGAAUUUAGAAAAAAUUAGAAAUGGGCACUAUACUCCAGAAGAUUAUGACUAUCCUAUAUAUAACUAUUUAAAACCCAACGAUUUAAGAGUCGAUGAAAAUGGUAGUGAGGUAGUUGAGUUUCUUAGAGGAAAAAAUAUUUUAGUCACUGGUGGUACCGGAUUUUUAGGAAAACUUUUGAUAGAAAAAUUACUCAGAUGCUGCAAGGACAUAGGAACCGUCUAUAUAAUAAUAAGGACAAAAAAAGGCAAAUCAAUGGAAGAAAGGAUCAAUGAAUUUUUAGACAACUGGGCUUUCGUAAAAUUAUCAGAAAUAUAUCCGGAUUACAGAAAAAAAUUGGUAGGACUGAGUGGAGAUAUUGCCGAACCUGGUUUAGGACUGUCAGAAGAAUCUAAAAAACUUAUAAUGGAUAGGGUGAAUAUAAUAUACCACGCAGCUGCAACUGUAAGGUUUGACGAAAAACUGAAAACUGCAGUAAAUAUAAACAUUAAAGGAACGAAGGAAGCUUUAGAAUUGGCAAAAAAAUGCAAAAAAUUUGAUGUUUUCACUUAUGUAGGUACAGCAUACUCAAAUUGUCUCGAAAAUAUCAUCGAAGAGGCAGUCUACGAGCCGUAUAUGGACCCAGAUGUUCUAAUUAACCUCACUGACACCUUAUCAGAAGAUAUUUUAGAUAAAAUCACACCGGGCAUUCUAGGAAACCUGCCAAAUACCUACACAUUUACCAAACAAAUCAGUGAAAGCAUAGUACGAAAAGAAUCAUCAAAAAUACCGAUUUGUAUUCACAGACCAGCCAUAGUGGUGGCCUCAGUAAGAGAACCUGUCAAGUCAUGGUGCGACAAUAUCUAUGGUAUAGUUGGUAUGAUGAUUGGUAUCAGUUUGGGUUUGAUACACGUGGCUCCUGGCGCUCCUCACUCACCAGUUGAUUUCGUUCCAGCUGACUACGUAGUCAACAAUUGUAUAGCUGCCUCGUACAAGACCGCCAAAGACAGAUUGUCCGAUGCGCAAAUUUUCAAUUACACCACUCACAAAGGGAAUAGGAUAAAAUGGAUAAACUUGUAUCUCGCUAACAAGCAGGGUUGGAAAGUGGGAUCGUCGUACAUAAUAUAUAGGAACUUCUCUGCACCUAUCAAAAAUAAAUGCUUUCAUAAAAGUUUACAAUUUCUUUUGCACACUCUUAUUGGACAAGCGGCUGACGUUGCGGCUAAGCUAAUAGGAAAAAAACCCAAACUAGGAAGAAUUUACAAGAAAAUAAACAAUGGCCUACAGUCAGUGAGCUUUUUUUCACUAGGCGAGUUCCGCUUCAGUUAUGGCAAUACUACGGCGUUGUGGGAAUCCCUCAACGAAAAAGACAAAACAAUAUUUCCAUUCGAUAUGAAAACUCUGGAUUGGGAAGACUACUUCAGCACGUACUUGGUCGCAUUGAGGGAACUACUAGUCCACGAGAAUCUUGAUAACUUGGACGCAGGAAGAAAGCAUUAUAACAGAAUAAGAUGGAUCCAUAACUGCCUGUUAUCAACACUAAUUGGAGUAUCAUUAUAUUUCUGCAUCAACACUAUAUUUUUCUUCAUACCACUAGGCUUAAUAUGCCUUACUAUAUUCUUUGGAUACUACGAAUUUACAUAUACGAACGCAUUGUAAUUUAUAAGUAAUUAUUAAUAAAUGGUAACUUUUUUCCUUA
This is a messenger RNA of Sitophilus oryzae (rice weevil), 1837 nucleotides long. RefSeq names its product fatty acyl-CoA reductase wat-like. The coding region runs from base 112 to 1797 and encodes 561 amino acids. The record is from RefSeq and is a predicted model, not a curated record. Gene Ontology annotation, cellular component: peroxisome. Gene Ontology annotation, molecular function: alcohol-forming very long-chain fatty acyl-CoA reductase (NADP+) activity. Lineage: Eukaryota; Metazoa; Arthropoda; Insecta; Coleoptera; Curculionidae. The transcript is spliced from 11 exons. Gene Ontology annotation, biological process: long-chain fatty-acyl-CoA metabolic process.